CGCCCCGCCGCUCGUCGUCGUCAUCCGCCUCGCCCCGUCCCUCCACCUCUCGCCGCCCUUCGUACGCCGAGCCGCCGUCGCUCACCGAGACGCACAAGGACCUGCGCACUCUCCUCAAGUCGUUCCUCCUCCUCGUCCCACGGUCCAUUCGCCAGCUCCGCUUCCUCAUCCCGUCACCGGCCCGCGUCUUCGCUCGCUUCAUCGUCCGCCAAGUCUCGAUGUUCCUCCAUGCUCGAGGCGCGCUUGGCAGCAACAUCGUGUACGACGUCGUCGCGUCGAUGUGGCGCAUCGUCAUCACGCUCUUCUUCCGCGAGAUCCGCUCGCGCGGCGCGUGGAAGAUCCCGCGCGCCGCCGAGGGGCCCGUCAUCUUUGUCGUCGGUCCUCACCACAACCAGUUCCUCGACCCGCUGCUCCUCAUGAGCGAGGUCAAGCGCGAGAGCGGUCGGCGCAUCAGCUUUCUCACGGCGGCCAAGAGCAUGGACAGGGCGUUCGUCGGGCUCGCCUCGAGGCUCAUGCAGAGCAUCCCUGUCGCGCGCGCCCAGGACUCGGCAUUUGCCGGCAAGGGCACGAUCAAGCUCUCCGACUCGGACCCGUGCAUCAUCAUCGGCGAGGGCACGUCGUUCACCAAGGACUUUGAGAAGCCGCGCUCCCAGGUCCUCCUGCCGCGCAACCUCGGCAGCUCGACGGCCGAGGUCGUCGAGGUCAUCAGCGACACCGAGCUGCGCCUCAAGAAGGAGUUCAACCGCAAGGCGACCGAGGGCCUCAAGGAGAAGAGCGAGGGCUCGUCUUUCAAGGUUCUUCCGCAUGUCGACCAGACGAGCAUGUACUCGGCCGUGUACCAGCGCCUGACCGAGGGCGGGUGCAUCGGCAUCUUCCCCGAGGGCGGCUCCCACGACCGCACCGACCUCCUGCCGCUCAAGGCCGGCGUCUCGAUCAUGGCGCUCGGCGCCAUCUCGGCGCACCCGGACCUGCACCUCCAGAUCGUCCCCGUCGGCCUCAGCUACUUUCACCCGCACAAGUUCCGCUCGCGCGCCGUCGUCGAGUUCGGCAGCCCGAUCGAGAUCCCGACCGAGCUCGUGCGCGACUUUGAGCAGGGCGGCGACAGCAAGAAGAAGGCGAUCAGCACCGUCAUGGAUUACGUCGUCAACGGGCUCAAGAGCGUCACGAUCCGUGCGCCUGACUACGACACGCUGAUGCUCGUCCAAGCCGCACGUCGCCUGUACCGCCCGCCCGGGCAGAACCUGACGCUCGGCCAGGUCGUCGAGCUCAACAAGCGGUUCAUCGUCGGGUACGACGCGUACAAGGAGGACCCGCGCAUCAAGAACCUCGAGCACCGCGUGCGCGAGUACAACACGCUCCUGCGCUACAUGGGCCUCAAGGACCACCAGGUCGACCGCAUCGGCCGGCCCCGCUGGCGCUCGUUCGCCCUCCUGUGCUACCGCCUCGGCCUCCUCGGCGUGUGGGGCGUCCUCGCGCUCCCCGGCGUCGUCCUCAACUCGCCCAUCUUCCUCGCCGCCAAGAUCAUCUCGCACAAGAAGGCCAAGGACGCCCUCGCCGCCUCGUCGGUCAAGAUCGCCGGUCGCGACGUCCUCGCGACCUGGAAGGUCCUCGUCGCGCUCGGCGGCGCGCCGGCCCUGUACUCGGUCUACGCCGUCAACGCCGUCGUCCUCGCGCACAAGCUCGCCCUGCCGGCCAGCUACCGGUUCUGGGCGCCGUUCGCCACGUUCGCGGGCCUGCCGCUCAUCGGUGUCGCCGCGCUCAAGUUUGGCGAGGUCGGCAUGGACGUCUACAAGUCGCUCCGCCCUCUCGUCCUGUCGCUCGUCCCCGGCAAGGAGCCGCAGCUCAUGCGUGUGCAGCGCAUGCGCGAGGAGCUCGCCUCGGAGCUCAACCUCCUCGUCGACGAGCUCGCGCCCGCCCUGUUCGACGACUUUUCGGCGUCGCGCAUCAUCCCGUCGACCACGCCCGUCCCUCAGCGUCGCGACUCGGCGCAGGGCAAGUUCUUCCAGCACCCGCUCAGCUGGGUCGACGAGCUCUUCUUCGGCCCGGCGUGGAGCUCGAGCAUGGCGUACCCGCAGGACCGCCACGUGCGCCCGAACCAGGGCGAGUCGCUCCACGCGCCCUCGACGGGCAACGGCGCCGAGAGCGACCUCGACGGCGCGUUCACCGACGGCCAGGGCACCGGCAGCGGCUACGUCUCGGGCUACACGACCGAGGAGGCGCCCGACUACGACGAGGUCAUCCACAUCCUCAACCGCGAGCAGGGCCACCCGGACUCGCCCGCCGUCGGUGCGCGCCCGACCAUCUCGCGCCGUGCGUCGCGGCAGCGCUCGCGUUCGGGCCUCAACCUCGCCGCCAUGAGCCCCGUCUCGCCGGCGACGCCGCUCUCGAGCGCGACGGCCUCGGGCGCUCAGGCCGGGUCGAGCGGCGCCGAGGCGAGGCGCAGGGGUGCGGCGCCGCAGCAGGACGAGUGAGGCGGCGGUCGGUCGCCGUCGAUAGAGGUGUGGGAGACCUUGGAGGAGACAGAGAGGGUGCGAGAGAGAAGACGAUGUCUCGGUGCUUACUGGUCCCUGCCGUAAUUCCCCUCCCCUCUGCUUAGCUUUCUGAGUUGUCAGUCGUCCUGUCUGUCGAGCGUCCUGGGCUGUAAUUGAGGUUCCCAGUCGUCGAACG
This is a messenger RNA of Rhodotorula graminis WP1, 2667 nucleotides long. RefSeq lists its product as uncharacterized. Gene Ontology annotation, molecular function: glycerol-3-phosphate O-acyltransferase activity; glycerone-phosphate O-acyltransferase activity. Lineage: Eukaryota; Fungi; Basidiomycota; Microbotryomycetes; Sporidiobolales; Sporidiobolaceae. Gene Ontology annotation, biological process: phospholipid biosynthetic process. The transcript is spliced from 8 exons. The coding region runs from base 219 to 2471 and encodes 750 amino acids. Gene Ontology annotation, cellular component: endoplasmic reticulum membrane. The record is from RefSeq and is a predicted model, not a curated record.